AUGGAUAGGCUGCUUUAUGAAUAUAAGUACUUUAUCAAAGCGUUUAUUAACGAUAUUAUAAUCUUCUCCAACUCGUUUAUAAAUCAUCUAAAGCAUUUUAAUAUAGCUCUUAGCAUCUUUGAUAAGAAGGAGAUUUCUAUCUUUCUUACAAAGAGUUACAUUAGCUUUCCCUCUAUCAAACUGCUUAGCUUCUAUAUUAAUGCACUUGGCUUAUUUACUACGAAGGAGCAUACUGAAGCCUUUUAG
Molecule: messenger RNA, 246 nt
Organism: Cryphonectria parasitica EP155
Lineage: Eukaryota; Fungi; Ascomycota; Sordariomycetes; Diaporthales; Cryphonectriaceae
Exons: 1
Coding region: 1-246 (81 amino acids)
Source: RefSeq, a predicted model, not a curated record